UGGGAAUGGUUGACUUCACAUACUGCCUACUACAAGAAGGAUACAGCUUGAUGAUUCAUGUCUUUCAUCUAGUUUGUCUGCAGAUUUUAAAUUUUCCUAAUGAAUACGGUCUUAUAUUUAGGGGACAUAACAAGGCAGCAAAAAUGAAGCGCUCCCUUGGACUUUGCUUGGUGGUCUGUUUUGGGAUACUCGAUUUGGGCUGUGCACUUCGUUGCUUCAAGUGCUCCGAUUACACAGGGCGCUGCGAAAAUGUUCAAGACUGCACUUAUGAAGAUUCCUGUUUAUCUCUGAGUGAAAGAGGUGGGAAGACAAUUCGACAGUGUAUCAGAUACACAGACUGUGACAAUUCUCGGCUGUCCCAGAUGUUCCCUGCAGUCUCCGGAUUCACGUACCGGUGUUGCAGCAGCAACCUGUGUAAUAGUAGUACCACUAUUGCCACGAGAGGGCCAGUUUUCGCUUUGAUGGGGUCACUAUUGGUCUUUUGGUGGUCCUCACUGUGAGCUCCAACUGCCAUGGACAGCUGACGCAGAGCCGUCAAUGGAGCUGCAGAUUGAUUGCAGUCAGUAAUAUGAUUUUAUGUUAUUGUUGAUAGUUAAAUUUGUUGUUUAAACUGUGGAUGAACAAUGUCCGACUUAGCUGCAGUCUUCCUGUUUUCUCAAAUGCUUUUUUUUCAGUGAACUAACCUAGAGGAACACUCAAAAUAGAAAUGUACAUGUUUAUUUAUUUUGGUUGUUGUAAAUUGAUACUUGACAGUUAUGUGCAUAUUUGGGUUAGGCCAUUCGCUUUAGAAGCAUCAGGCUAAGACAACCUUGUUCAUCCAAUAAUGAAUAACCGGGAACAUAGUACAUGCUAUCCAUACUGUAGUCUGAAGGAGGGUUUCCUCCCACUUUAUGUACACUUACUACAGCCUCAUUUUACCAUGAUGAUUAAUCAAUUUCACUAGGAACGCAGAAUAGUCGUGAAGAUAGGCUGCACAGAUGGGAUGGGAUAUGUUAGUAAUCUAUUCACCCACCUAGGCACCUACUCACCCAAGUCAAGACUGAAAAAAAUGUAAGCUGAAAAUAUAUUUCCCCAGUGUUUUAAGUUGUGAUAAGAAAUAUGUUUCAAUAACAUUUAAAACCAUGUUAAAAGUUGUAAAUUGUCAAUCAGUUUUAUUCUCACUUGUAAAAGACUCACCCAAACCAAUAAAAUGAC
Messenger RNA from Salvelinus namaycush (lake trout), 1194 nucleotides. RefSeq names its product CD59 molecule (CD59 blood group) (gene cd59b). The record is from RefSeq and is a predicted model, not a curated record. The transcript has 3 exons. Bases 6 to 500 code for a protein of 164 amino acids. NCBI's taxonomy places the organism in Eukaryota, Metazoa, Chordata, Actinopteri, Salmoniformes, Salmonidae.